This is a messenger RNA of Closterium sp. Yama58-4, 1107 nucleotides long. The record is from the annotation of a GenBank genome assembly. NCBI's taxonomy places the organism in Eukaryota, Viridiplantae, Streptophyta, Zygnematophyceae, Desmidiales, Closteriaceae.
AUGGACACAACAUUUGACUGCUUUCUCAACCUCCCGGCCGCGGCCUUCCCCUGGACUGCUCGCGACAGUAAACCCAGCGGAAAGAGCGGCGAGAAGAGCGGUCAGGCGAACGCGAGCAAUGCGGCACAGCGCGCGGCGCGGAAGCAGCUGCUCGCGGCGCUUAUGCAAGCUCUCGCGGACUCAACCGCGGACGACACCGCCGCCGCGGAAGCCGCUGACGAGCCGGAAGCCGCCGACGAGCCGUCCUCUCCGGACUCCCUCGAUGAGAGGGAGUUCCUCCCAUCCGCGGCGCUGCCAGCAGGGUCGCGGAAGCGCAAGGCGGCGGAGAUCGAGGAGGUUCCUUCCGCGGAUGCGCCUGUCGAGGGCGGAAGCGAGGGGGAGUCGGAGGUGACGCGCCAGCUGCGCCGUGCGAUUGCUGAUGUCAUCCUCCGCGGCAGCGGGGCCGGCGGACCAUGCCCCGCACCCGGCGCUAAUUCCUCCGACGCUCCCGCGCCGCCCGAUGCGGCUGCGCAGCUGCCACUGGCAGUGGUUACCACUCAUGCCGCCAACCGCGCUGGCAGGACGCUCGCCCAUGGUCCGCUGCCAAUGCCCUUUCGCCUGCCCAUCGCCAAUGCACACCGUGCGUCACCCGCUGCGCCUGCGUCACUAGCAGCGAUGGCCGCGCCAGAAACAGCAGCUUGCAUGAACUACCUGGACAAUUCAGAUUAUGACAUGGCGGGUUUUGGCGGUUUUGGAGGUUUUGGCGGAAGUCCCACGUGCGGAGGCGCCAAUGGGGCGGCGGAUCAUGAUGCGGAUGAUUGGUUGCCGCGCAAUCGCGGGCGCAAGGACAGGCAGAUGGCGGGGGGGCGCAUCAAGGCGCGGAGCAUGGCGGAGAGGCAGAGGCGGGAGAGGAUCAGUGAGGGGCUGCAGAAGCUGCGGUUGGUGGUGCGCGGGCAUGGGGACACUGCCACCAUGCUUGACAAGGCUGUCGCGUAUGUCGAUGCGUUGCAGCGCAGAGUGACCGCGCUGGAAACCGCCCUGCUGCUGCACCAAGCGUCAUGCAAGCACCCAGAGCUGCACAAUGGUUGCUCCCUAGACUCCCCUGGAGGAUCUUCUGAGCUUUUGUAA